UGGUGACCUUGGCAACACCGCAUAGAAAUAUCGCAUGUUGAAUAAUGUGUCAGGGAAAGUGUGACGAGUGUGAUAAUUGAGUGUCUUGUCUCAACAUCCGGAAUGAAGGUGUAUAUAUUAAUGACCCCCUUGGCGUCGAUCAGUCACAGAUCGCCGCUUAGUUGUGCUCGAACAGCUGACAAUCGAUCGGAGUAGCAUACAUCACACUGGAAGCGCAGCGUUUAAGGACUCAAGAUGGAACCAUUUGUUGUCGGCAUGCUUUACUUGAUCAUUGGAACAACGGGUGUCCUUAGCAACCUGGUCAUCCUUGUGACCUUCAUCAAUGGUAAUGUCAUCCCGUCCCCCAAACAUGUCCUCCACGCCCACUUUGCUGUAGCCAACAUUGGUGUCAUCGCUGGAUCGGCAUUUCCAUCACUUUCCAUCAUGAGCGGGAGGUGGCUAUUUGGUGAGAUCGGCUGCCAGGCCUACGGAUUUGAGGGAUUCCUCUUUGGUGUGUCUGCCAUUGGCUUUGUGGUGGCGCUAGGACUAGAGCGAUACCUGAUCAACACAAGGCCAGAUAAGUGUUCGUCCAUCACCACAAAACAGAUGCAUCUCUUUGCUAUGGUCGUCUGGGCACAGGGGUUGUUCUGGGCAACCAUGCCUCUGCUGGGAUGGAGCAGAUACACCAAGGAGCCUACUGGCACAUCUUGCACCAUAGACUGGACAGCAGCAGACGACAACCAUGUGUCCUACAUCACAUCCUUGACCACAUUUGGCUUUGGUGUCCCAGUCUUGGUAGUAGGACACUUCCUCCUGCAGUCAUACAAGACUCUGCGCUGCAAGUACAGUGACGCAGAGUCCAACAAGCAGGGAGAGAUGUCAGAGAUACAACUACUAAAGAUUGUGACCUUCAUUCUCCUGAUGACCCUGGUCAUGUGGUCGCCGUAUGCCUUCAACUGCAUGUACUCUGUGAUGAUUGGUGGAGACCAGAACCCUUCCCUCUUGAGGGUGGCAUUACCAGCACUCUGUGCCAAGGGUGGCACCACCUUCCUGCCACUGAUCUACCCAGCAGUCAGCUUGGAAUUCCGCCAGGGUCUCAAGAGACUUUUCGUAGCAGGAGCGAAGAGCUCGAAGAAGAAAUGAACAAAGAAAUGAUUGUGAUCCUUCUUGUGGCAUUUAUCUGA
This is a messenger RNA of Lineus longissimus, 1163 nucleotides long. Its product is annotated as visual pigment-like receptor peropsin. The transcript is spliced from 6 exons. Gene Ontology annotation, biological process: G protein-coupled receptor signaling pathway; cellular response to light stimulus; phototransduction. Lineage: Eukaryota; Metazoa; Nemertea; Pilidiophora; Heteronemertea; Lineidae. Gene Ontology annotation, molecular function: G protein-coupled photoreceptor activity. The record is from RefSeq and is a predicted model, not a curated record. Gene Ontology annotation, cellular component: photoreceptor outer segment; plasma membrane. Bases 235 to 1122 code for a protein of 295 amino acids.